AUGUCUUCUCCCAUACCGCCGGACCCGUACGAGGCCCUCGGUGUGGCCAAGGAUGCAGACAUUGCCGCCAUCAGAUCAGCACAUCGAAAGCUUGUCCUGAAGCAUCAUCCAGAUCGCAUCCAAGACCCAGCCCUCAAAGAGAAAGGCAAAGACGCCUUCCAGAAAAUCCAGCAGGCCUACGAGAUACUUAGCGAGCCCAGCAAACGUGCUCGAUACGAUGACCAGAUCAGAUUGGCCACCCUGCGGAAGGAGGCAAUGAUGCGAGAUGGGCCAACUACUACUCGAUCCCAGACCUACCCGAUGAGGCCUGCACCACCUCGCGAGGAUUUUCAACGAGAAUUCAGCACGGAAGAUGGCGCCUUUUACGAAACUCGAAAACCCCGCCACGAAGACGUCGGUGCCAGCCGUGACCGGUUUGAAGAGCCACUGCGAACCAAUUCAAGAAAACACCAGGAUUACGAUCGAGCAGCUUCCGCUAAGAAGGCCACCGAGAAAGAGCGUUCUGGGAAGAGUGCAAAUUGGAGCAAGGUUCAGAACAUUGUUAAUGCGGGUGUCCGCUUGAAGAAGGACGCCGAAAAGUCACGAAGUAGCAAGACCAAGGAAGGCAAGGAUCGCGAGAGGCGCAGCGAGAGGAGUGAGAAAGACAACCGUUAUCGCCAGCCCUACUUCAGCGAGGACAGUGAUUCUGAUACGGCGACUCAUGUUACUUCCUCCACCAUCAAACCUUCGAGACCCUCUCCCCGUGCAGCGCCUUCAAGCAACACUCGACCUUCAACAGCCACUAGGCGACCUGUGCAUGACGACGAGAGUGAGGGAAGCGACCACUCUCGCUCGAAAUGGGAGAGCAACUUCGACAAAACAUUGGGAUAUCUGGAAAAAGCUGCAGCUGGCGCAGGAAAGCGUCCACCCUUUGCACGCCACGAGUCAGGUUCCUACUGGAGUAGCACCCGGCGCAGUGGUAGUGACAGCGACCGCCGGCCAACACCAACCAAAGCUAGACGCAGUUAUGAAGAGGACCCUCGACGACCUCCAAUGCCCACGCAGAACUCUGCUCCGAGUGGCUUAAAGGCCAGAGUCGAGGAACGAAUUCCAAAGCCAGAGAGACGGUCUGGAGGUUCUGCUUCGUAUUCGCCGCGCGACCGAGACGACUACCGGAAAGAGAUGCCCAGCUUUUCACGCUCUCAAACAAUGCCUAGCCCACGCCCCUCCAGCAAGAAGGACGCUGCCCCCAAGGCUUCAUCAAACUUGAAACAUACCGAGACGCACGACUCAGGUUACGGUAGCAGUUCGAGUCCUCACACACCCGACCCUCGCGAGGAAAGUCCAACGACCCGGACAACCAAAUCUCGAUACCAGAUCGUAGAUCCGGCGGAGAGUGACGACGAUCGAGCCACUCGUAUCUAUAAGAUGCAUGAAGAUGAUGUCGAUCGCCGCAGGAGGUAUGCUAGUCCUGAGCCAGUCAACGAGAAGCGCCGCCCAGAACCGUCUCGCAUCAACACUGUACACGGACACACUCGGUCUAAAGGCAGCCGUGACUCUCCUGUCGAGCCCAAGAUCCGUCGUUCCGAGUCGGACAGGCAUUACAACAGUAGCCGGGAGAAGCUCUAUGGCGAGGUGGAUGAGCCUUUGGAGAGAGAGCCACGAGCUUACAAAUAUGGCUCCGGCGAGAAGACGAACGUGCGUUCGCCUCGAGAGCCUACUUCCUCUCGCCACGACGAUGUGCGAAGCCGCGAUUCGGCGCCAGGGUCGAGAUUUCAGGCUGAUGUACGAGGCUCCAGAAGGCCCUCAGUCUACUAG
Messenger RNA from Cyphellophora europaea CBS 101466, 1797 nucleotides. RefSeq lists its product as uncharacterized. Gene Ontology annotation, cellular component: endoplasmic reticulum. Lineage: Eukaryota; Fungi; Ascomycota; Eurotiomycetes; Chaetothyriales; Cyphellophoraceae. Bases 1 to 1797 code for a protein of 598 amino acids. The record is from RefSeq and is a predicted model, not a curated record. Gene Ontology annotation, molecular function: misfolded protein binding; protein-folding chaperone binding. The transcript has a single exon.